This is a messenger RNA of Hansenula ciferrii, 1353 nucleotides long. RefSeq names its product dihydrolipoyl transsuccinylase (gene KGD2). NCBI's taxonomy places the organism in Eukaryota, Fungi, Ascomycota, Saccharomycetes, Phaffomycetales, Wickerhamomycetaceae. The record is from RefSeq and is a predicted model, not a curated record. The transcript has a single exon. Gene Ontology annotation, molecular function: dihydrolipoyllysine-residue succinyltransferase activity. Gene Ontology annotation, cellular component: oxoglutarate dehydrogenase complex. Bases 1 to 1353 code for a protein of 450 amino acids. Gene Ontology annotation, biological process: tricarboxylic acid cycle.
AUGCUUUCUACAAGAAAUUUACGUAUAAUCUCUAAAAGAUUACCAAAUGUCACUACUCAAGCUGCCAAAUCAAAUGUUGGUUCUCAAUUGAGAAACAUCUCUUUCAAAUCUUCAUCAAGAUUAUCAUCACCAUCAUCAUCAUUGCUAAAUUCAACAACUUUACCAAAAAAUUCAAUUAGAUCUUUCCAAACUUCAUUCAUCAGAUUAAAUUCUCAAGUUGUUAAAGUCCCUGAUAUGGCUGAAUCCUUAACUGAAGGUACUUUAAGAGAAUUCAACAAACAAAUUGGUGAUUUUGUUGAACAAGAUGAAACUAUUGCAACUAUUGAAACCGAUAAAAUCGAUGUUGAAGUUAAUGCUCCAUUCUCUGGUACCAUUAGAGAAUUCUUAGCUAAUCCUGAAGAUACCGUUGAAGUUGGUCAAGAUUUAUUGAAAAUUGAACCAGGUUCAGGUCCAGCUGAAGGUUCAUCAUCAUCAUCUGCUCCAAAAGAAGAAUCUGCUCCAAAGGAAGAAUCAACUCCAGCUCCAUCAAAAGAAGAAUCAGCUCCAGCUCCACCAAAACAAGAAAGUAAACCUGCCCCAAAGAAAGAAGAAUCUAAACCAGCUCCAAAGAAAGAAGAACCAAAACAACAAGACACUACUUCAUUUACAAAAUUCCCAAGAACAGAAUCACGUGUUAAAAUGAACCGUAUGCGUUUAAGAAUUGCUGAAAGAUUAAAAGAAUCACAAAACACUGCUGCUUCAUUAACUACUUUCAAUGAAGUUGAUAUGUCAUCAGUCUUAGAAUUAAGAAAAUUAUAUAAAGAUGAAAUUAUCAAAAAGAAAGAUAUUAAAUUUGGUUUCAUGGGUCUUUUCUCUAAAGCCGCUACAUUAGCUAUGAAAGAUAUCCCAGCUGUCAAUGGUGCUAUUGAAGGUGAUCAAUUAGUUUAUAGAGAUUAUGUUGAUAUUUCAAUUGCCGUUGCUACACCAAAAGGUUUAGUUACUCCAGUUGUUCGUAAUGCAGAAUCUUUAUCAGUUUUAGAAAUUGAACAAGAAAUUAUUAAUUUAGGUAAAAAAGCUCGUGAUAAUAAAUUAACUUUAGAAGAUAUGGCUGGUGGUACUUUUACUAUUUCAAAUGGUGGUGUUUUCGGUUCAUUAUAUGGUACUCCAAUUAUUAAUUUACCUCAAACUGCUGUUUUAGGUUUACACGGUACCAAAGAAAGAGCUGUUGUUGUUAAUGGUCAAGUUGUUAGUAGACCAAUGAUGUACUUAGCUUUAACUUAUGAUCAUAGAAUGUUGGAUGGUAGAGAAGCUGUUACUUUCUUAAAGACUGUUAAAGAAUUAAUUGAAGAUCCAAGAAAAAUGUUAUUAUUUUAA